Messenger RNA from Blastomyces dermatitidis ER-3, 1591 nucleotides. Its product is annotated as Mn2+ homeostasis protein. The transcript has 4 exons. Lineage: Eukaryota; Fungi; Ascomycota; Eurotiomycetes; Onygenales; Ajellomycetaceae. Gene Ontology annotation, biological process: GPI anchor biosynthetic process. The record is from RefSeq and is a predicted model, not a curated record. Gene Ontology annotation, cellular component: endoplasmic reticulum membrane. The coding region runs from base 285 to 1286 and encodes 333 amino acids. Gene Ontology annotation, molecular function: hydrolase activity, acting on ester bonds.
GUUCGCUUUGCACUUAGACCCGCAUGCGAAAGGUCGUGAUUUCGAUUAUCACAUUGUCCAUACCACGAAACUUUUUUUUCUUAUCUUUUUAUUUUCUUCCCUUCGGAUUCUCAAAAGCUGGUGAGUUUGAAUAGUAUUUUAUGGUCUUAAUUUAAUGCAGCUCGUCGUGCCUGUCUUCCCUUCCGGCUGACACAUUUGACAUCGCCCGCCAAUCUGCCCCAACUGGCCGCCUAUGGAGCUUGCCUCAUUACCCACCCGCGACACAGGCAGUACGUGUAACAAACAUGGCUUCCACGAUGAGUGGGAGGCCAUUGUACUGGCGAUUCCUUGUAUUUACAAUUUUGGCAUUUUUAAUUAGCCGGUCUACCGCGUCUUUGGGGGAUAUGCUCCCAGAUUUCAAGGAAUGCGUAAUGAUAUGCAAGACUGAAAAUUGCGGUAGUGGAAAGACAUCUAUACCCCUCCACCUCCGCCUCUUACUCUGGGACUGUCCAGCGGAAUGUGACUACACAUGUCAACACAUCAUUACGGACCGACGCGUUAACCGCGACCCUCCGAUGCUGGACCCCGUUGUCCAAUUCCACGGAAAAUGGCCCUUCUACCGAACACUAGGCAUGCAGGAAGCUUUCUCCGUUAUCUUCUCCUUCAUGAAUCUCCUCGCCCAUCACCAUGGUAUGUCGCGGGUUCGAGAGUCGAUACCACCAUCGUAUCCGUUGCGCAGGUUCUACCUCGCCUUUGGAUACUUCGGCUUGGCCAGCUGGGUAUUCAGCAUGGUUUUCCAUACCCGUGAUCUGCCCCUGACUGAAAAGCUCGAUUACUACGGUGCGGGUGCAAGUGUGAUGUAUGGGUUAUAUCUGUCUGUUGUUCGAAUACUCCGCCUCGACCAGACACGUCCCCGUUACAAGCCGACGCUGCUCCGGUACUGGACGCUCAUCUGUACGGGAUUGUACAUUGCGCAUGUCUCCUACCUGAGCUUCUGGUCGUGGAAUUAUACGUAUAACAUGGCGGCAAAUGUGGCAGUGGGGAUUGUGCAGAAUUUCCUGUGGACGUGGUUUAGUAUCUCGCGAUACCGGAAAUACAUGAAAUCGUGGACGGCAUGGCCAGGUAUGAUAGUUGCGUGGAUUAUCGUAGCUAUGAGUCUGGAGCUGUUGGACUUUCCGCCUUUGUAUGGACUUAUCGACGCGCAUAGUCUGUGGCAUUUAGGGACUGUAGUGCCUACUGCUUGGUGGUAUUCGUUCCUUGUCAGGGAUGCUCAGGAUGACAUUGCUGGAGAGCGGGUUAAAGCUUGAAUUAUAUCCAUAUUCAACUUCUGAUGUAAGCUCUAUUUGGGUUAGGAAAUAUUACUGGAGGCAUAUAGAUUUUUAUAUUGGGGGAUAUAUGAAUAUAUUUUCAGCGGACUCUAGUUAUUACAUUAGAUAUAUCAUUCUUUUGGAAGUUCAAUUGGACUGGAUUUCGACCUUUUACUUUUAUACUUACCCCUCAAGAAGGCUCCCAAGGUUGCUGCACAGUUUUAUCUCCUAAGGUCUCACAUCCUGGCGCACAGCCAAACAAAGCAAACUGCGUCCUUGGCGCCAACGCAACAUCUGACAUCGGU